This is a messenger RNA of Cotesia glomerata, 2316 nucleotides long. RefSeq names its product kelch-like protein 10. The record is from RefSeq and is a predicted model, not a curated record. Gene Ontology annotation, molecular function: protein binding. The transcript has 7 exons. Bases 190 to 2076 code for a protein of 628 amino acids. Lineage: Eukaryota; Metazoa; Arthropoda; Insecta; Hymenoptera; Braconidae.
AAUUAAUAUAAUAAUGAUAGUCAUUUGUUUGAUAAAUUUAAUCAUUCAAAUGUCAAUUUUACGGCUGCGCAUUUAGCGCAAUCGGAUAAAACAUCAAAAUACAUAAAUUGAAAUAAUAACAUCGGUAUAUUUUAAUAAAAUUAAAGAUAAUAUUCAAACAAAUAUAAAAUAAAAUUGUUUAAAUCUGAGAUGCCCAAUUAUUUGGGGCACAGACAGCAGAUUAAACGGAAGCAAAGCGAUAAAAAAAAAUGUGUUUGUCUGCCGAUUGAUUAUCGGCUUAUUGAAUUCCCAGCAGUUUGGUCUGAGCUUCGAGAAAUGAAUCAACUUUGCGAUGGAAAAAUAAUCUGCGCAAAAGAAGAAAUUUUCCCGAUCCACCGGGCGAUUUUAUCAGCAGUGAGUCCAUACUUCAAAGCUUUGUUCACCAAAAGCUGGAGAGGAAACUCUGGAGAGACGCAGGAAGUGACAAUAAAUUGGAUACCCGGUGAUUUGUUCUCCCUGAUCCUGGAUUACGCCUAUAAAGGGACUUGCAAGGUCACGGUUGAGAACGUCGAGCAACUCUUGCCUGUUGCAGACCAAUUUGAAGUCCUGGGGGUGGUCCAGCUCUGCUGCCAGUUUUUGCUCCAAGAACUGAGCCCCGAAAACUGCCUCGGGGUGUACAAGUACGCGAGAAGCUACUUCUGCCACGACCUUGAAGAGAAGGCUAGGAAGUAUAUUAGGCAUAACUUCAAGAAGAUAUGGCGCGAGAGUACCGAGUUCAAGGAACUUGAUUGUGGAGAAAUGUGCAAAAUUCUCAGCGAUGAUGAGCUCAAUGUCAAGAGCGAAGAGCUUGUUUUUGAAGCGAUUAAAAGCUGGGUAGAAGUCGAUGGAAGUAAUCGAGCCGAGUACCUGCCGGAUCUUGUCGAGUGCAUUCGGUUUGGGCUUAUUAAUUCCAAAUUUGUUUCCAGUAAUAUUUUGACAUGGAAACCUAUUCAGGAUAACAAGAAAUGUAAAAUGAUAAUUGAACCAUCAAACAGAACCAGCGAAAAAUAUUCUCGCCCGCGAAUUCCUUAUGAAAUUCUGUUUGCGGUCGGAGGCUGGAGCGGAGGAUCACCAACCAGUUUCAUCGAAACCUAUGACACUAGAGCAGACCGCUGGUUCUUGUCAGUAAACACUGAUGUUGUUCCCCGAGCUUAUCACGGUCUGUGCACUUUAAAUAAUUUAAUUUACGUGAUCGGAGGGUAUGAUGGUCAGGAGCAUUUUAACACCGUCCGGUGUUAUGAUCCGGUGACUAAGGAAUGGCAGGAGAAAGCUUGCAUGUAUCACGUCAGGUGUUACGUAAGCGUUUGUACUCACGGAGGUAAAAUUUACGCCCUUGGAGGCUCAACCGGACGCAUUAGAUUGUCCUCUGGUGAGCGAUAUGAACCGGAGCGCAACCAAUGGGAGAUGAUUCCGCCGAUGCACAAGCAAAGGUCAGACGCAUCAGCAGCAGCCUUGGAGAACAAGAUUUACAUAGUCGGUGGGUUCAACGGAGAAGACAUCUACAGAUCUGCAGAAGCUUUUGACGUUGAGACCAGCCAGUGGAGCUAUAUAAAGUCGAUGAUAAAUCCCAGGACUGGUGUUUCUCUGGUGGCUUUCCGUGACAGUCUGUAUGCUUUUGGCGGUUACAGCGGACUCACCCGGCUCACUUCUGCGGAAAAGUUCAAUCCGAAUCAGCCGGAUGAGUGGCAAGAAGUCACGCAGAUGUUAAGGGCCAGGAGCAACUUCGCUACUGUUAUUUUGGAUGAUAUGAUUUUUGUUAUCGGGGGAUAUGAUGGAUACACAACAAUCGCUGACGUCGAGUGUUACGACCCCGAAACAAACGAAUGGUACGACGCUUCAUCAAUGAACCUGAACAGAAGUGCUCUAAGCGCUUGUGUCAUUCCCGGAUUAUCGAAUGCUAAAGAUUACUCCUACCUCAGCAAAACCAAAAAUUUUGGCCAAGGACAAGCUGGAGCGAAAAACCGCGGAAAACCUGACCAAAGUGGAGAAGGUCCGCACAUUGAACUCGGAAACAAAAUCACUGGAUCCGUCGCUGGCUCACAAUCGCACAGAUACUAAAAUACAAAAUGAUUGUUUUUAAUUUAUUGAAAAAGUUUUUUUUAAUUAUUUUAUCAGGAAUUAUUAGAGCCACUUUGUUUUUUAUUUUUUUUAUUUAUUUGUUAGAGUUUUUGACUUUAGUCGGCCUGAAGAACUAUCAAGAAUCCAGACUGUUGUUUUAUAAAAAUAUUUUUUAAAACUAUUAUAUUGUUUGACAUAAAUUUUGUCAUUUUAAAAUCCACUUUAAGAUCUUACUUUACA